This is a messenger RNA of Symbiodinium sp. CCMP2592, 7027 nucleotides long. The record is from the annotation of a GenBank genome assembly. NCBI's taxonomy places the organism in Eukaryota, Dinophyceae, Suessiales, Symbiodiniaceae.
AUGAGCUGGAGAAUUGGGAUUCUCUGGAUCUGCUAUCUGGGCAGUCAUUACACUGGGUGCGGCACUGAGACUCCGCUGGAAAGCCUUCCUCUCACUGAGACAGUGGGAGAGCGCCCGACACCGGCGCGUACGGCGGAAACGGACAACUGCCCGGACAGUCCUGCGAGGAUUCGUCUCGGGAACGUACAGGCCUGGACAGAUCGCUCUGGUCCAGGCUUGCCAAGUGCUCGAGACCCACCACAGCCGCAGCGGCCUGCCACAGCGUGCAAGGGCCCUACUGGCAACAAUGGCCAACAACGGCGCGUGGCGAUGUACUACCUGCAGACAAGCAGUCAAGGCAUCUUUCGCGUACUGCCCUGGAUGUGGGCAGCACUGGCAGCGUGUGGCAGAGAGUUACCAUGCGCAGAGUUCACAGGCGCCGUGGCCGGGUGCAGAGGACUGGCGACCCCAGUCCCCACGCCGGCGCUCCAAUGCCCCCAAAUCACCGCGUCGACGAGGUGGGGGAGCUCAUCAACAGCCGGGACAGCCCAAGGGUGCCGGCAAAGGACAGCCUUCUGGUGCAAAAGGCGGCCCCUCCAAGGGUGCCGACGCAACCACGAGAGAUCUGCCGACAGCGCCAGCGGCGCUGCCUGUGAACAUGCCCAAGGAGGCACCCGCAACAGCUGGGCCCUCUACGCCAGCGGCCGUGGAAGUUGGGCCACAGGCACAGCUAUUGCAGAACCUUCGGGGGCUUUGAACCAGUCGCGACACGACCUUCCACAAGCUGUACUCGAGCUACUGGAUGCACAAACCAGCCUGGACCACAAAGCGGAGAGCAGAGUCCUGCACAAGCUUGUGAGUUCGCAGGCGAAUGCCAAGACGGAGCUCCAACAGGUGGGCAGGACGAGGCAGGCCUACCUGACUCAGUGGGCCCAGUACAUGCAGCAGCUGGGCGCCACCUGGGAAAAGAGCUUGGCGGAGAAAGAGGCCAUGCUAGCCUCUUUGGACGAAGCGGAGGCCAAAUGGACCGCACAGCUCAACGAGACCACGCAGGAGCUCGCCAAGCAGACCUCGAGCCGUACGGAAGGGACGGUCGAGAUCGGGGAUUCCAGCGACGAGAUGGAAGCCGUGGAUGCCAUGAUCACGGAUGCUGCGCAACUCGAGCUAGAAAGAGCUCGGGCAAGAGAGCUCCUGCGAGCUCAAGAGACGAAGCUAUCCGCGAGCCUAGCGGAGGCGGUCAGAGUGGCGCAGGAGCAGCUGUCCGCCAGCUCCGAGAGGGAGCGCUUGCCAAGACGCAGAUCGAAGACGAAGGAGGAGCCUACGGAGCCGCCGUCCGACACGGCGCACCCUGGGAAGGCGCUGAGACACUCGGUCUGCGGGGAGGAUGACUUUGUCCCCGCUCAGAUGGCAAGUGUCCUUGGACUUCGCCGUGAAUAUGAAGUAGCCGUGGAAGCUCUUGGGUUCGAGCUUACACUUGAAUGCGAUGCACGCAUUCUUGCCCUGACCUAUUCCGGACAAGGUGAGGCCUCAGGACAGGAUGUGAUGCAGAGACGCGAGACCGCAUUUUCGUCAGGCUGUGACCCAGGGCUCGGCGCAGCUGCAGACCGGAGUACUCAGCAUGCGCUCUCGUCCACUUUCCAGAAGACCAGUGGCCACAUGGGUGACGCGGACACUGGUUCUGACGCAGUGGGCGAAGCGCAACGUGCGCCGCUCUCACCUCCGAACCCGGAGGUUGACACUGCCUGCAAGCACUCCCUGUCGCAGCAUGUGCGGGAUGAGCCCAGCACUGCACCUGUCCACCUGCCGAGGCCCACUUUACAUCCACCACAGCGUGUGCCGCCUGUUGCGUGCACCGCAGCCUGCGAAUCUCGCAUGCUGCCUUGCGAGACCAAGGAUCAAGGGACUUCCUUACCGACGGCGGUUCCCAAGGUACUCCCUCCAGGACAGCCCAGCCCUGAGGUGACACCAGGACUUCUUGGAAAAAUGGGCCCCGCUCGACCUUCUGACCUCAGCAAGCUGGGGCUCAACCGGAUCAAUUUCCUCCCAGAGUACCUUGGUCGAUACCCAGUCAACGAAAUACCGGUCGACCAGCUUGGGCUUUUCGCCCUCGAGCCGAGCCCUGCCAGGCGCUUGCUCAAGUACUCUGUCUUUGACAGGCAGCGACACCACUCUCAACGCACUGCGGCUUACGGAUGGUCCCUCAAUGACCUUGUUUCAGAGGCCAUUCGUUCCGCAGACGAGCCGAUCAAGAUUGUUCAGCUGAUCACGAAUCACAUGCCUAACCUAGCGGUGCCGCAGCUGGUGCUUACGCCAGCAGACGCAGCCCCGGGCGAGCUAUGUGUCCCUCUGGACCUUCGGCCCGUCGGGGGUCGACCGUGCACGCUUUUGCUCAGAGGAGGCAUGCAGGCAGGUGAGGUCGUUGAUGCAGCCAUAGGCCGAUGUCCUUGGGGUCCUGCAGCGGCCCAUACUCUGCCAAUUGGGCUAUGGACAGUUACCACCACGCACACAAUUGGCCUUGAGAGAGUCGAGCUCGUCUCUAUGGUGCUUGUGGGGCUAGGCAUCACCAUUAGGCUGCACCCGCAGCCCUUGAGCCAACCCAACGUGGCAAGCUCAAUUGCUGACCUUAUCAUGGCCAUUGCCCGACAAAGGCGACUGCCACAGCGCUCUCGGAUUGUCAUUGCCUCGGCACAGCCUCACCCCAGACAGCUGCAACAUGUUACGAUCGUCUUCACGCUGUUCCCUGAGGACGAUCGAAUCCAUGUAGUCCUUGACCCCUCAGCUGAUGGAUCCAUGGUGGGGUCCGUCUCUCUGGAUGCCCGCUCCAGGCCGGAGGAAUUGGUUGGUGAUGCACAGGCCAGGCAAGGCUACGUUGCAGCAAUCAACGGUGUCACCCAAGCAGCGGUUCGGCGAAACCUUUGCACCGGUGACUACGCACAGGUCAUCCAACGGCCCAAAGAGCAUAGGGUUGCGCCAACCGACUGGCUCUACCAACUGUUGCCCGAUCUGCGCUGCUUUGCCUUCCCCAUUGAGGUCCCGCGCUUGCAGCGAGCCACGGCUGAGCCCCUCAAUCAGCUAGUGCAGACACAGGUCAGGGAUGCGUUCCUGCGAUACCUCCAGACCAGACUUGCGCAGCAGGCGGAUGCAAUGGGACGGCCAGCAGCCGACACGCAACCGGUUUUUGUCCAGGGCCCCAACCAUGCGCCGGCCCUGCUAUAUGUGCCGGGCAGGAUUACCCCCAUCCUCCAGGAGGCUAUGGAGGCGAUGACAGCCACGGGGUUGUUCGCACAUGGCACAACUUUUGCAGAUACCUGCGAGCUCACUCACCAACAUGCGCCUCUGUUCCUGUCGAUCCCACCCGGGACCACCAACUUGGGCCUGGUGCCAGCUCCUACUUUCCAUGGCUGCCGCCUGGAACGCAGCCACAGGCUCUUGACCUCCCAGUCCGGCGGGGCUUUCACCUGGUGUUUCCGCCGCAUGUUCGGCAAGGCUCUGCUCUCCGCCACAAGCGCACUGACCUACAGGAUGAAUGCGGCUGCGUUCGGGGCCGCCAGUCCUUUGCAGUCGGGCUGCAACUCCCUGGCUCAGGGACCUGCACGGACCUCUGCUGCCCAUGAUCUGGCCAUGCCUCCUCAGCCGUGCACCCUCUACUUGGACCGGUUGAUUGCCUCCCCGCCAGCUGCCAUCACUUGGGGUGUCAACCAGGACAUUGCUGAGGCGACGUUUGCGGCACAUAGCCUAGCGUCUUUUGCAGUUGAGCCACAGGCUUUUGGGGUCACUGACUCUACUGCACUAAGCCACUGGCUUACCCUUCCUGAAUGGGACCCUGGGACCCGAUGCGAUGAACUUUUUCUCUUCACAGACGGAUCCUUUUUCCCGGGAGGCACAGGCUCUACAUGGGCCGUGUCUGUCGUUGCACGGCAGGGAUGGCGCAUUGUCCGCGUUGGGGCCGGUGCUGGCACGUGGCAAUCCUGCAUGCUCUCUGCGUGGCAGCUGCCACCGGUUGCCCUCAGGUCCACAUCGGGCGCCUUCAAUGAUUUAUCUGACCAGAUCGCCAAGGCGGUAGGCCGACUUGGGGAACCCGCUCACCUGGACUCCACCUUUGAAGCCUUAUGGGCGGCUAUAGACGAGAGGGUAGUCGAUGCCCUAUGGCUGGUGCCGCGGCACCCUGCCAUUGACGCGCGCAUGCCGCCGCUGCAGCCAAACGGGACCUGGACGGCGGCCAGCUGCGCCAUUGCAUCCAAACUCCCCUGCCGACCCUUUUGCAUGACCCAGAGCGUGCGAGAGGCCAAGCCCAUCUCGGUCUGCUGGCGCUUGCUACAGUACAAUGCCCUCUCACUCAAGGCCCCAGGUGCCCUGGAGUUGAUUGAGAAAGGCCUGAACAAGGCAAGGGUCGAUAUCGCUGGGAUCCAAGAAACUGGACUCCACAGGGACGGCAUCUCUACCACGGGUGCAUUCUGGGUCCUGAGCGGUUCCUGUUCAGAUUCGGGCCAAGGGGGCACACAGAUCUGGGUCAGAAAAACAGAUCGAUGGGACCCUAAGGCCUUCUCAAUCCUGCAUUGCGAGCCGCAGAUCUUGAUUGUCUUGGGGCAGUACCAAGAGGCCCGCGUCCUCUUGGUGUCCGCACAUGCAAUGACGGCGACGACCCCUGCAGACAAACUCCAGGACUGGUGGCAACAUUUGGGGGUCGUGCUACACCGCACUCCCUCCAAAUGCCUCCCAAUCUUCUUCUUGGACGCUAAUGCUACAUUCCAGAGACACCCCGAUGAUCCCGACACCCUGGCUGCCCAACCGGCAUAUCCCGAUGGAGAGCCGGUGGUCACCUGGAUCAGUCCGGCUGGAGUCAAGAAGGCCAUUGACUACAUCGCCUUCCCCACCGCUUGGCAAUCCUGCUGCACCCUGCUGCAAUCGCCGAAGCUUGGCGACCUAUACGAGGACAUCGACCACCAGCCGCUCCUCCUGCGGAUCGAGCUCACGCUGGAUGGGUCUCCCAGGGGCCAGCGGUGUACGAUAGAUCCACGCCUUUGGCAGGACGAUGGCGCCAGCGCACUGGUCACCACAGCAGCCAUCACCUGUCCUGUCGUCCAAUGGUCUGAACAAGGUGUACCCGACGUGCACAGAGUGUGGCUGACAGAGCUUACCUGGAAGCAGCUACGCGCCGCACUCUGGGCGGACAGGGCCGACUUCACACGGCGCAUGCUGCAGCAAGCCCGAUCGGAUGGGCCAGCCGCUUUCGCCCACAGACUGCGGGCUAUCCUCCGAACGGGUCGCCGCUACAAGCCGUUUGCCUUGCUGCCGAGCCUCUCGGAUGUCCAGGCCCCGGCGGCCCCACUCCGCGGACAGUCCCUCCCUUCCUUGGUGUUCCGAACGGACCCCCCCGGAGGCAUUGCAAUCGCAGUGCCAAAGCCAGGCAAACCGCAUACGGCUCACAACGGGUUCAGGUCCAUCGUUCUCCUGGAAUGUGACAAUAAAGCCUGCCAGACUGCCCACCGGGACAGCUUGCUCAGCCUCCUGCCCACUUUGGGCACUGCCGAUCAGUUUGGCGGCAGGCCAGGGGUUCCCCUCAGCCACCCGGCCUCCUUUGUCAAGGCGCACCUUCUCCAGCUCCGCCGCACCGGGGCGUCGGGGGCCAUCCUGUUCAUAGACGCCACUGCAGCCUACUACACCAUCACCAGAGAUUUCCUGUCCCUCACGAAGCAGCAGCGCUGCGAUGAUGCAUUCCUCCGCCGCCGGGCAGCCAUGCUCUUCACUGAGCCCGACUUACAGGAGCGAUUUGUGGCAAUGGCUCGUGAGGACAUGGCUGCCGCCGCUUUUGCCGACCAUGAGGAGCUGCGGAUCUACGUCCAAAAGCAGCUUGAGCUUACCUGGUAUGUCAGUCGCCAUGAUGCGGACUCCGCCUUCGUCGCGGGAAGUGGCACGGUUCCUGGAGCGCCACUUGCGGACCUCCUUUUCUCCAUCAUCUUCGGGGGCAUACUCCGCCGCACCAGGGAGUUCCUCAUCUCAGCAGGAUACCAUGCCAGCCUUACCCGCGCUGAUGCCUCCAAGCCUGGCUUUACGCCGACUUGGGCGGACGACGUGAGUAUCCUGGUGCGAACGACGGCUGCCAGCCAGGUUACCACUGCCGUGUCCCAGGCCAUGGAGUUCUUCACCGAAGAGCUGCUGGCGGCAGGCAUGAGCGCCAACCAUGGGAUGGGGAAAACCGAGGCGUUGGUGGCCCUACACGGGGCAGGGUCCAGACAGGCCCGACGUGAUCUGCUGGGCACCGAGUCACCGCAGAUAGAGUUUGCCACACGCCAUGGCCCCGCUCAUAUUCGCCUGGUCCAGACCUACCCUUAUCUAGGGUUUCUGGCACAAGCCGACAAUCAAGCUCUGCCAGACAUACUCCGGCGAAAAAGCCUGGCACGUGAGGUAUAUCUGCCGGUGAGGAUCUUGCGCAAUCCGGCGCUUAGCUUCUCCGAAAAGCAGCUGGUGCUAAAAAGCCGCGUGAUCAGCCGAUUUUUGUAUGGCUCGGGGCUAUGGACCAUACGGACUCGGAGGGAAUCCGAUGCGGUGGCCGAGGCUCUCCACAGCUUCUACAGAGGCGCGUUCCAGCCGCUGGUCGGCAUCUCGAGCCGGGGCUACUCUAGCCUUGAAAUUGCCGGCAUCCUGGAGCUUCCUCUUCCGGAGGAGCUCCUUCACGUCGAGCGGACUCGGGUUAUCUGUCAGCUCGCCAGAGCAGCUCACCAUGACGUCCUGACGGAGUUCCACCUGGACUCCACAUGGUGGUCGGAUGCCUGCACUGCCCUACAGGCUGUCGGUAUCCACAAGGCAAGCACUGAUGACUUUGCGGAAAUCAUCCGCUCUGCCAGCAUGGAUAAUGCCAAGGUGAAGGCGGCCUGCAGGCGCUACCUUGCCACAGCCGUUCAGGGACGAGCCGUUGACCGCACAACUCUCCGACAAAGGCCACCCUGCGAGGGUGUCGAGGUGACGGCGGCCAGCAGCACCCUCCUGCCCUGGCACUGCGACCACUGCCAAUGUGCUUUCUCUACCCACAAGGCUGUGGGAGCGCAUA